CCAAACCCAAACCCAAACCCAAACCCAAACCCAAACCCAAACCCAAACCCAAACCCAAACCCAAACCCAAACCCAAACCCAAACCCAAACCCAAACCCAAACCCAAACCCAAACCCAAACCCAAACCCAAACCCAAACCCAAACCCAAACCCAAACCCAAACCCAAACCCAAACCCAAACCCAAACCCAAACCCAAACCCAAACCCAAACCCAAACCCAAACCCAAACCCAAACCCAAACCCAAACCCAAACCCAAACCCAAACCCAAACCCAAACCCAAACCCAAACCCAAACCCAAACCCAAACCCAAACCCAAACCCAAACCCAAACCCAAACCCAAACCCAAACCCAAACCCAAACCCAAACCCAAACCCAAACCCAAACCCAACCUCCACCAUUAUAAUAACUUCCAAAUAAAUAUUAUUCCAAUUCCGAAACAUCUUCUAAAUAAUUCCAAUCAAUAUAUAUUUUUAAAAUUAUUAUGA
Molecule: messenger RNA, 485 nt
Organism: Naegleria gruberi
Lineage: Eukaryota; Heterolobosea; Eutetramitea; Acrasida; Naegleriidae
Exons: 1
Source: RefSeq, a predicted model, not a curated record